Messenger RNA from Schistocerca gregaria, 1078 nucleotides. RefSeq names its product cyclin-dependent kinase 5 homolog. The record is from RefSeq and is a predicted model, not a curated record. Gene Ontology annotation, molecular function: cyclin-dependent protein serine/threonine kinase activity; ATP binding. Gene Ontology annotation, cellular component: cytoplasm; nucleus. NCBI's taxonomy places the organism in Eukaryota, Metazoa, Arthropoda, Insecta, Orthoptera, Acrididae. The coding region runs from base 71 to 997 and encodes 308 amino acids. The transcript is spliced from 8 exons. Gene Ontology annotation, biological process: vesicle-mediated transport; protein phosphorylation.
CAUCUAAAUCUGUUUCCCUUUUUACGUCCUCGAAUCAAUUUUGUAUUUUAAAACUUUGCUUGUAGAUUAAAUGGAAAACUAUGUCAAAUUAGAGAAGCUGGGCGAAGGCACUUACGGAGUCGUUUACAGAUGUAAGUCUAAAUUGACAAAGCAGACCGUCGCACUAAAGAGGAUUCGACUGGAAUUUGAAGAAGAGGGGGUUCCUUGUACCGCCAUCCGUGAAAUUUCGCUUUUGAAGGAACUUAUUCAUCCUAAUAUAGUCAGGUUAUAUGACGUUAUUCAUGAGGAAAAAAAACUCACGUUAGUGUUUGAAUACUGUGAUCAGGACCUGAAGAAAUACUUGGAUGAACACGGGGGGGUGAUACCCUUACAGAUUAUAAAGUAUUUCUUAGCACAGCUGCUUACGGGUGUAACGUUUUGCCACGAGAGGCGCGUUUUACAUCGAGACUUAAAACCGCAAAACUUGCUCAUCAAUAAGUCGAAUUUGCAGCUCAAGUUGGCAGAUUUCGGUUUGGCGAGAGCAUUCGGUGUUCCCGUAAGAAGCUACUCGCACGAGGUAGUUACGUUGUGGUACAGAGCACCGGAUGUCUUGCUAGGAUCUCGAAAAUAUUCGACUGCAAUUGACAUCUGGUCAGCAGGUUGCAUUUUUGCAGAGAUGGCAACCGGAAGACCCUUGUUUCCUGGGUCUAACCAGGCUGAGGAGCUUACUUUGAUAUUCAGGGCUCUAGGGACGCCGACCGAGGAGACAUGGAAUGGCGUUUCAAGUUUGCCUGAUUGGCAAAAGUAUAAUUUUUUGAAUUAUCCAAAGGGAGAUUUGAGAAUCACCGUACCCACUCUGAAUAAAGAGGGAUAUGAUUUGCUAGACCAAAUGCUCCAGUACGACCCGGCGAAGAGGAUUACUGCAGCAGCAGCAUUGAAGCAUCCCUUUUUCGAUUCACUGGUGGAUUUCAAGCCCAGAGAAGCAGCAACGAACGUUAGCUUGCCUGUACUAAACUAAGGUAUUGUAGGUUCAAGUAGUAAAUUUUAAGGGAGCGUGAAGACGCGAAUGUUCGAACGCUUCAAACGCUGUGCAUCGAGU